This is a messenger RNA of Harpegnathos saltator (Jerdon's jumping ant), 11893 nucleotides long. RefSeq names its product rap guanine nucleotide exchange factor 6. Gene Ontology annotation, biological process: Ras protein signal transduction. The transcript has 17 exons. The record is from RefSeq and is a predicted model, not a curated record. Bases 734 to 5206 code for a protein of 1490 amino acids. NCBI's taxonomy places the organism in Eukaryota, Metazoa, Arthropoda, Insecta, Hymenoptera, Formicidae. Gene Ontology annotation, molecular function: guanyl-nucleotide exchange factor activity; protein binding. Gene Ontology annotation, cellular component: apical plasma membrane; plasma membrane.
GUUCGUAACGGAGCGAAGUCGCGGGCGGUCGCGCGGAAGCGCCGAGGCGGAUGAAUGGUGUAUGACGUGCUUCGGUCGUCUCGUUAGCCGCGCAUACUUUCUAUCUACCGCCGUGUGUGCCUGGUCGUCUCGUGCGACUCCGAACUCGCGUGUCUUCUCCGCUUCGCUCGCCGAAGCUCGCACGAAGAGAGCCAGCCAGCGCGAUACGAUUCGCGCGCGCCGUUACGAUACGAGUCGCGUUCGGGUCGCGCGUGUGCAGAACGCGCGGGUGAGUGUUCGCGCGCGCGCGCGCAAGUGUGUUGAUCGUCUUAUUCUAUCGUCGUAUUCUACUCCACGUUCGCCGUCUUCAGCACAUGGAUUACCAGCGGGCCCGACGACGACGACGACGACGCGGGACGCUCUACUGAACGGAUGCGAGCGCCGUGAUCACCGAGGGACACGUCGCCCUGACGAGACCAUGUGGUCGAGUGUUCGCCGAAACGCCACUCGCUCGCCGCGAAGACACUCGCUGCGCGAGACGCGCCGUUCGUGAUCGCUCGAGUUCCCGCGAGAAGAUCGACGCGCGAUCGACCGAACGAUCCGCCUUGUAAAUGGCCGGUUUGCGGAGCGCCGUCCGGAAUCCGCGAAGACCGCUUCUCCGAGCGAGGAUGUUCUUCACCGACGAGCGGGACUGCGCGGGGCUGCGCGAGAGUUGUUAGGGAAAGGGCACCGUGGACCAGUCUUGCGGGCUAUUAUGACGGACUACUUGGACCCGCAUUUCGUCCGGGCUCUCUGCCGCGAUCCUGAACGACGGACCCUCCAGGACCUGCAGAUCAUCUACUAUGGCCUCCUGGGCCUGGAGGCGCUACGUCCGUGCAGAGACUCCAUCCUCCGCGGGCUCUGCAAAAUCGUGCGUUACGAGCGGCACCAUGCGAACCAUGUUCUCUACUACACCGGCGAGUUGGCCACGAGUUGGUACAUUCUUCUCUCCGGCUCCGUGUUCAUCGAUGGGUCCAUGUUCCUGCCCCGGUCAAGCUUCGGGAAGCGGACGGGUGGCAGCGCCAGGAGACCCAACGAGUGCUUCGUCCUCGAGCCCUCCGAGAUGAUUGUCAUCGACUACCCGGAAGUGCAUGGCGGAGGAAGGAUGCAUCGACCACCGCACCCCCAUCCCAUAACCGACCACCGUCAGGUCAACCUGGUCUUCGAUGACACGUUCUCGCAGGGCCUGACAGGGCGGCCCGAGCUGUACCAGAAGUCAAACAGGAGUAGUCAUUCGAGUGACACCAGUUCAGCGUACAGUGGAUCUGACACCAUGACGUCUGUACAAAGCUCAUUGGACGCGGACCCCGACGAGGUGGACCUCUCGGGUCUCGUAGAGUCAAUCGUCGACAGCGACGAGGAGGAGGAUCUGGCCGAGAGUAUGGACAGUUUAACGGUUCGUGACCCCGUAAGAGAGUGCUUGGAGAAGGACCCGGUGGAGAGAACGGAGGACGACAUAGAGACUCUUUUAGAGUUCACGCAACAGUUGAAGGCUUUUACCAAUAUGACUCUGGCCGUGAGGAGAGCGCUGUGCGCGGUGAUGGUGUUCGCCGUGGUCGAGCGCGCCGGUAUGGUGGUGCUGAACGACGGGGAGGAGCUCGACAGUUGGAGCGUGCUGAUUAACGGUGCCGUCGAGGUGGAGCAGAGCAACGGUGAGAUCCAGCAGCUCUGCCUCGGCGACUGCUUCGGUAUCUUGCCUACCAUGGACAGGCUGCUGCACUGCGGAGUCAUGAGAACAAAGUGCGACGACUGCCAAUUCGUCUGCGUCACGCAAGCGGAUUACUUUCGGAUUCAGCACCAGGGCGAGGAGAACACUAGGCGGCACGAGGAGAACGGCAGGGUGAUCCUCGUGACUGAGCUGCGUGGAGCUCUGGACGGCGCAGCGCGGAGAGGUCACGUAGUGAUCCGUGGUACUCCGGAACGUUUGAUGUUACAGCUCAUCGAGGAGAACAGUAUUACGGACCCCACUUAUGUGGAGGACUUCUUAUUGACUCAUCGAACGUUCAUCGACAACCCGCUGCUAGUCGCGAGUCAAUUGCUGGAGUGGUUCGACCAGGCGCAAGUGCGAGACCGCGUGGCUCGCGUCGUGCUGCUGUGGGUGAACAACCAUUUCACCGACUUUGAGACCGACCCGUCGAUGAUGGAGUUUCUGGAGGCGUUCGAGACCGGGCUCGAGCGGGAAAAGAUGCAAGGCCAACAGAGGCUACUGAAUAUCGCCUGCGCCGCGAAAGCGAGGACGCGGAACGUCACACUGGCCAGGCCGAACAGGGACGAGGUGCUGAACUUCAGCAUCCUGGGCGGCUUCGAGAGGGGCUUCGGCAUAUUCAUCUCAAAGGUCGACAAGCAAUCCAAGGCUGAGGACGUCGGCCUCAAGCGAGGCGACCAGAUCUUGGAGGUGAACGGACAGAGUUUCGAACACGUGAAUCACGCAAAGGCCCUCGACAUCCUCAGAGCCUCCACGCAUCUCAGUAUAACCGUCAAGUCUAACUUGCUCGCGUUCAAGGAGAUGCUGCAGAUACCGGACAACUCACCGCGAUCGCGCGGCAGGGCGAGCAAACCCGAGAUACCUAGGCUUCAGUCGGACCCACGCGCCAGAUUGUCGACGCACGUCGACCCCAUGACCCCCGUGAAUCCGUUGAACCCCCUGAUUGGCGGGGUGCCGUUGUUGAUACCCGACAACAACGUCUCGCCGUGCAAGGACGCGAAGAAGGAGCACAAGGGCUUCAUGACUCUUGGGCCGAAGCGACGGCUGCAGAAGGCGCUCAUGAAGAUGAAUAUACUACCAAAGAACACGAUCAACGACGGCGUGCACGUGGACGACCCACUCGCGCCACCGCACACGCCACCGGGCACUGGCCUCGCGCAGACCACCACGAAUCUCUACCACUCUAAGAGCAAUCCGGACCUCACGUCGCUCUACUGCUACGACGACCUGAGAGCGAACGAUUACCCCGAGCACGUGCUCAAGGUGUACAAAGCCGACCAGACGUGCAAGUAUCUCCUCAUUCACAAGGAGACCACGGCGCACGAAGUGGUGAUGCUCGCGCUCCAGGAGUUCGGCAUCACGGAGAGCAGUUCCAACUUCUCUCUGGCGGAGGUGAGCGUCGGCGAAGGGGGUAUGAUCAAGCAACGUAGGCUACCGGAUCAACUUCAGAAUCUCGCGGAGCGGAUCGGGCUGAGCUCCCGGUAUUACCUCAAGACGAACGGCAUUUCCGAGACUCUGGUGGCCGACGAACAAGCUCCGGAGCUUAUUCGCGAGUCGCAGGUGCAUUUCCUGCAAUUGAACGCAGUGGAAGUGGCGAUACAGCUGACCCUACAAGACUUUAGUAUAUUCAGGCAAAUCGAGUCCACGGAGUAUGUGGACGAUUUGUUCGUCCUGAAGAGCAGGUAUGGCGUGCCUAUGCUCAGUCAGUUCGCGGAACUAGUCAACCGAGAGAUGUUCUGGGUCGUGACGGAGGUUUGUUCUGAACACAAUCUCGUGCGGCGCAGUAAGAUUAUAAAGCAAUUUAUUAAGAUAGCACGUCAAUGCAAGGAGUGCAAAAACUUCAACUCCAUGUUCGCGAUCGUGUCGGGUCUGGGUCAUGGCGCGGUCUCGAGGUUGAGAGCUUCGUGGGAAAAACUGCCAACCAAGUAUCAGAGAUUGUUCAGCGACCUGCAGGAACUGAUGGAUCCCAGUCGCAAUAUGAGCAAGUACCGGCAACUGGUGGCGUCUGAACAAACGCAGCCACCGAUAAUACCCUUCUACCCAGUCGUGAAGAAGGACCUGACCUUCAUAAACCUCGGCAACGACUCGAGGGUGGAAGGUUUGGUGAACUUUGAGAAGCUCCGGAUGAUCGCGAAGGAAGUGCGCACGCUUACAAACAUGUGUUCCUCGCCUUACGAUCUGCUGACCAUGCUGGAAAGAGGCGGGCAACCUCCGAGUUCCGCGAUGGUCGCCCUCAACCAAAUGACCACCGGAAAUCAAGGCGGCCAAACCGCGACGGUGAAGCGGCGCAAGAAAUCGACCGCCGCGCCGAACCCGAAGAAGAUGUUCGAAGAGGCACAAAUGGUGCGGCGAGUGAAGGCCUACCUCGCCAACAUGAAAGUCAUCACGGACGAGGAACGUCUGCAUCAGCUUUCGGUCGAUUGCGAGCCGCACGCGGGAGCUGUCACAGUCGCUGCCGCGGUGCCGUUGGGCGGUAGCAGGGGGAGGCGGCAUCCGUCGCCUACCUUGUCUACCACCAGCAGCGCCAGUAGCACCAGCGAAGGCAGGAAGAGCAUACAAGGUACCAAAUUCGGCGCGGCGUCACCACAAGCAGUGAGGAAGAUGCUGGCUCUGUCGGAUCCUCACAAGACACGACCCUACCAACCGAAACACUGUCCUCCGCCGUUACCUGUGCCCGGACUGGCGUUACAUUCGAGCGGCUUAGAGCCUAGUCCAGGUGCGCCUAGAAGAGUAGGGUCCGGUAGCAGGGUACCGAUGCAUGAACGAUCCCACAGCGACACCCCCGCCAGCCUACCACCGCCCGUCGAUCUCAGUGCGGAGAGCAGCAGCGUAACUAGCUUAAGCAAUCUCCAGCCGCUGAGGAAAACCUUGACGAGCGGUUCGGUGACGAGCAGUGACAGUGGUCAUAGCACUCAGCUGGACAGCCACAGCGGGAGCAGCGUGGAAGCGGGCGGCAGCCCACCGCCACCGCAAAGACGGCACUCCGCUAUGCAAGGGUCUGUUAUAAGGGGCGGAGCGCCUCCGUUUCCUCACGCGGUAGCAGUGUUACCUCCGCUUCCCGCCGAUCAGAAUCACAACCACAAUCAUCACCACCAUCACCAUCACCACCACCACAACCAACAACAUUAUCACGACCAUCAUCAUCAUCAUCACCACCACCAACCCCCGACUCCUCAAGGUUCUAUGGGAUUAGGAGGAGUAAGCAUGGGCCUAGGGAUGCCAGCCCCGCUGCCGCCCGGAGCGGGCACCACGACGAUAAUGACGACGACGAUGAGCGCCAUGGCGGCGGGCAACAUCCCGUCGAUCACAACGAUGCGACCCGGCAUGAGUAGCGGGCCGCAGUGCCGUCAACCACCGGCGUACAAAGUCGCGCAACAGAUGGCGAGAUUGCACAGACUCGGUCGUGCUAACAGCCACGAGGGGGUCACUUAUCGCACCGAUCACGAAGAUGAUGACGAGGACGCCCAAGUGUCGGCGGUCUAAGCGGCCCACACACACACACACACACACAUACACACACACGCGCGCGCGUGCGCGCAUACACACAGACAGACACACAGUCACGCCGAAUCUCUGUCGCUUUGCCCGGUUUAGCUAAUUGCGUCGGGACCGUUUUCUCCCCGCGCGGACCAGAGGAGGGGAGAGUCGCUCCCUCUCCGACUACGUCGUCUUGCACCCCCGAGGCACCGGGCACCCAGGGUUGAGGACGAGGGCGAGGACUCCCAGGUCGUUGUUUCGCGCCCAACACGUAGCGUUCCCGAAACGGUGUGUGUAUGUGUGUGUAUAUGUGUGUGUUCAACGAUCGUUACACACGUCGACCACCACCUUAUCAUCGCCACCACCAUCACCGCCACUCUGUGUCCUCCCUUCGCUCUCCGCGAGCGCCGCGCGGGCCAAUUUCGCGCGUGUGGGCGAAACCCACUUUCUCUUCGACGUCGCCACUGCCGCGAGGAGAGGCGUUUUUAAAAAUUCUUAUUUACCCGGAGAGCGCGCUUGUCUUCCAAUAGUCUCCCCCCAGCCCGCCUACACCACCCGCUCCCAACACACGACGGCGCGCCGUUGAGAAUCUCAAGCGUCGAGGAAGAGGUUAUUUGUACAAUGCGCACCGUUCAACCGGCACUGGAUGGAAAGCGACGAGCGGCCAGCGAGAGAGAGAGAGAGAGAGAGAGAGAGAGAGAGAGAGAGAGAGAGAGAGAGAGAGAGAGAGAGAGAGAGAGAGAGAGAGAGAGAGAGAGAGCCCGGCCGGUUCCCGAGGAUGUACGAGGCAGAGACGGUAGGAGGGUACUUGCUUCUCUUCUCUCUCGUCUUUUCUUUUUCCGUUUUUGUCCUUCUAAUCAGACUGAGGGAACGCUUCUCGGGGCGGGUCUGAUAAUAGGCGCGCGCGCGCGCGCGAGUUCCCAAGGCCGCCGAGAGGAGCGUGAGAUCGAGGAGGAGGGAGAGGAGAAAGAGGUGAAUAGGAGGAGAGAACGAUCGUAAUAUUCUCUAUAGAUGUGUAAUAAAACCGAGUCCAAAGAUGUUAUAUAUAUAUAUAUACAUAUAUACAUAUAUAUAUAUAAUUAUAAACCGCGUGUGUCCGCCAGAGAAAGUACGAGCGACGGCGUGUCCUGUAAUAUAUAAUAGAUAGGCGAACGCGCACCUAGCGUGCGCGUCCCGUAAUAGAGCGUAAGUUGGUGUAAAUAACGUAGCGUUACUUAGCGUUUAGCGUGCAGCAGCAGCGAUGGCGGCGGCGGUCGGAGGAGGGACGACGAGAGAGAGAGAGAGAGGAAAGGUACCCCGCGGAGGGAGGGGAAAUAUUAAGCGCGAAACGUCGACGAGUGCGUUCAGAGAGCAUCUCUCGUGUCCAGCCCUCCCUCCCUCCCUCCCUCCCUCCUUCCCUCUCUCCCGCCCGGCCGACACUGCGCGCAGAUUUAGAGAACUCUAGACGGAAAGAAGAGAAAAAGAGACAGACACCUUCGCGCCUCUUUAUCGAGAUCCGGAGAAAAAAGAAGAAGACGAAGGAAAAGGAAAAAGCGGAGACACGCGACACGAUCGUUUUUACAGACUUGAUAUCUUCGCCGAUUCAGCGAUUUAAUCACACUUUUGUUUUUUAAGCGCCUUGCUUUUACGAGAGACGGAUUCGCCCGAUUCGCUCCCCGCUCAGAUUCACGAACGAUUAUUCGGAUUUUACGAGCCGCAAGCCGGCGGUUUUACUUACCCUCGGCUUUCGUUGCCGGAUUUUAACGUAAUCGCCUGCAAGCCGGUCACUUCUCGAGGACGAACUGCUCAGAGGAGGAGGAGGAGGAGGUUACGAGACAAUUGCUUUUUCCUUUUCUCGCAAACGCGUCACCGCAGACUGUACCCGUUCGUUCGGACCACUUUCUUUUUACGAAACACUUGACGGAUUUUAACUCGCAAGUAAGUUAGUUUCCCCCCUCUUCUAGUUUCAAUCUUUAGUUCACUACGUCGUCAUCAUCAGUUUAGUAUUUUUCGUUGUCUUUUAUCGAUAUCUCGGUACUUUUAGUUUUUAAUUGCGUCGUCCGCGAUGCGCGACGGAAACUUCUUCAGGUCGUAUCGCGUAGAAUUCGAGGGCGAGGGCGAAAGAAGCGAAAGAAGAAGAACGAGAGACAGAGUUCUUCGCUACUUCAUAAGUCGAUGCGAAAGAGAGAGAGAGAAAGAGGGGAAGGGAGAGAAAAGCGAUUUUAUUAUCGUAGAUUUAUUCUCAUGUGUAUUGUGUGUGUGUGUGUGUGUAUGUGUGUGUGUGUGUGUGCGUGUGCGCGCGUGUCCAUUCGGCUCCGACAUUUAGUCUGCUCUCUUUCCCGAUUUGCAGUUUGGAACGCGGUCGAUCCGGAGGAAUUCGUUGCCCCCCUCUCGCCGCGGGAGCUUAACUCUCGGGAGUCGCGCGCAUCGGGGGAGAUUAAUUUUCAGACAAAGUUUCAGACGCACUCCGGCGGAAUGAAUUCUCACAUGGCGGUUAAUUCUCGCGCGAGUUCGCAGACGCAGUUCGGCGGAAGUUAAUUCUCCCAGAUAUCAAGACGCAUCUCGGUGGAAGUCGAGUCGCGGCCGGCAUCGACCGCGUCUCAAAUUGCGCCCGGAAGAGAAGAGCGCGAGUCCAAACCGUAUCGAAACAAAGCGCGUUGCCGCGCGCGUUCCUUAUGCGAGACUCGAGUCCUUUCGCAAGUAUUAGAGACUAAUUCGCGUACGCGAUAGCAAAGAGGGCCUAAUUACCCAGGCACCGUUUUUGCGAUUGCCGAGUAUGCGAAGGAAAAAAGAGAGAGAGAGAGAGAGAGCGAGAGGGAGAGCGUUAGAGUAAGAGAGAGAAUGAGGAGUAUGCGUGAACAUGAGAGAAAGAGAGAGAGAGAGAGAGUAUCGAGAGUCAACACAGUGCUUCUCCGGAUACUCGGAUCUUUAGCGUGAAUUACAUUCCAGAGUUCGUCUCUUCGCGACACUUAUACCCCCCCCUCUCCUCGCGGCAUGCCUUCCACGUCCGACCAUCGCGGAAAGAAGCGAGAUCCACGCGCGCGUCGUCGUCGUCGUCGUCGUUCUCCCCCAUUCAUUUCUCCCCUCCUCUCUCUCGACUGUUCACCGCUCGUUUCCUUCUUAUCAUCGAAAGACCAAUCUCGAAUGAUCCACGAAGACUGUGUUACUCUCUUCGACCAGUAGUGUCCGGUGAUCCCGAAGGAGCGGGAGGGAACGCGAUUCAGCUCGGUCCUUCGGGACGGGAGAUCCGAUAUAUAUGUAUAUGUAUAUAUGCAUAUAUAUUUCGCGUAUUCAUAUUAUAUCUCUUUGUACAUAUCCUAACGACCUUUGAAUAUUAAUAUCCAGCGUUCCCGAGGAGAUUUUUAAGCGUAUCUACCAGAUAAAUUAAGGUUCUUCGUAAUGCAGCAUCAAAAGAAAACCGGAAAAAAAAAAGAGAACCCGCCCGAAUCGUUUUCUUCUUCCUCCUCCCUCCCUCUCUCUCUCUCUCUCUCUCUCUCUCUCUCACUCCGUCCCUCCUCUCCAUUUCCGAUCGCAGAUCGAGUUUUAUCUUCGCGCUCGUCUCGCCAGCCUUGCGCCGUCCUGCGCGAUCGUAGCCGCGUGCCAGGCUCCACGUCAUUCCAUGUUUACGCAUUUACGACUUUUCCGACGGACUGCCGAGGACUUUUCAUCAAUUUUCAUCGGCGCGCUCUCUCUCUCACUCUCUCUUUCUCUCCGUGCAUCUCGCGAGCGCGAAGAACGGGAUUCUCGGCGGAGUAGCGAUGCAAAUUCAGCGUCGAGUCGCGCGAGAGUCUUCUUCCCCUCAGGAGACAAAGCGAAACGAAAUUUGGCCCCCUCGCGAGAGAAAGCAGCGCGACUGCGUGCGCCAAGGAGGGGGAGGGAGGGGAGAGAGAGAGAGAGAGAGAGAGUGUUCGCUGUUCAACGAGUGCAAAUUCAAGACGGACCCGCACCUCUUUCCCUCCUUUUUUUCUCUUUUUUUAUUUAUACAUACAUAUACUGUACGCUUCGUUCUGUUGUUUUAAUUAUUUAUAACCCCGAGAUAUUCGACUAUCACGCGUAUACAGCAAGCAACAGAAAAUCUUUUGUAUUUAAUUUGUUUAAUAAAACUUGGAUCAUAGUACAACGUGCCCCGCCUGUUUGUCCCUUUUGAGUUUCAUUUUCGCUCGCCGACCCCCUCAUCCCCCCCGCCAUCCUCCCCCCGCACCAUGUGUCGUCCAUCUCCCCCGCUCGCGCUUCGUCACCGACGAUUUACACUACAGUACAAAAGCUACGUACUCGAGCGAAAAUUCUUCAAGGUAUACGAUAUACAUACAGGGUGUGCAGAAAGUACCGGCACGGCGGAAUAUCUCGAAAACUGAGCAUUUUAGAAAGAUAUGUUUCGGACAAAAGUUGUUGAGAUUAAUUGCCAGAAAAGGACAAUGUAAUGAAAGACUGGAAUUUCCCUUUGACAAAAGUAAUGAUCAAUGAAUAUCUCGGAAGUGGCGUCACCUGUAAACAAAAUGAUAUAAUUUCCUUAUGUUCCGCUUGAAACCACGCAACUUUUGUCUGAAACAGUUUUUCCUAAGACGCUUAGUUUUCGAGAUACUUCGCCGCGCCGGUACUUUUUGUACACCCUGUACAUGCGUACGUACACAGGGGCUACUUUGGCGUGAAAUGACUCUGUCGCACUGACGUUUCGAGAGGCACGAGUGGCGGGAAGGAGAAGCAUCGCGGAAGAUGUACAGAAAGAGAGUACGUCGCUAUUUUUUCGAGAGAGAGAGAGAGAGAGACUCGCUCUCUCGGCAAAAGCAAGAACGAAAAGAGCGAGAGACUCGCAGAGAGGCCCGCGCGCUAAUUUCUCGGACGUGUCAUUGCGCCUCCCCGGCAACGAGCGCGAGACAAAGCGAGGAUGCGCUUCCCUUGUGCGACACCUGUUCGUUUCUAUCCCCCCUCCCUGAUAUAAAUACAUAUAUAUAUAUAUAUAUAUAUAUAUACACGUGUAUAUUUUGAAAGAUGCGAGAUCGUGUCACUCUGUACAUACGAGACCGGAGUUCUACCUUUCACCCUUCCCGAUUUCCGUUUCGGCUGAUGGACUCUCUCUCUAUAUCUAUCUAUUUAUCUAUCAUCUAUCUUAUCUAUCUACCUAUCUAUCUAACCACCUGCGCGCGCUACGUACGGUAUUUUUAUCGUCUUAGUAACGAUACCAGUGCACACAUCGAAUUUUCCAGUUGAUCGCCUCUCGACGGACCGAAGAGGCCGCGAUGUUCGCGCGCGCUUUCUCGAGCUGCAACAAAGCGCGCGCUGUCUCAGCAGUCUCGCCCGGCAGGUAUUCGCAAGUACCGCGAACGUACUCGCGAGUACGGAUAACAACGGGCUGCCUGAUGAAUUUGUAUAGAGAGAGAGAGAGAGAGAGAGGGAGAGGGAGAGACAAACUCUAUCCGGGUGCGUAACGACGGCACUGAAACAAAGGACCAUGACCAGUUUAUUAAUUUCCCUAGCCGCGCGAAUGCGUUUGUUCUCUCUUCGGGGUCUCUCCCAAGAGAGAGAGAGAGAGAGAGAGAGAGAGAGAGGACGGAGGUCGAAGCGCCUCGGCGAAUAAACACCGCCGAGGAAACGAGGCGCGGCGGCUGUACCGUGCGUAGCGGCUCGUCUGCUGGAACGAAAUUGAUAGUGAUACUACUGCUACUAUUUUGUACGAUACGAUGUUUUGUAUAUCUGUCGACCGUGUGUGUAGAAGCGGAGUCUACCGAUUAUUGUAAGUGGUUAAUUAAGAAGAAUGCUAUAUCGAAUGCAUAUACACAUAUAUAUAAAUAUAAAUAUACACAGAGCGGGCGCCUAAAACGGGCCGCUCGGACAACUUAGAAAAUAGGAAAAACGUUGAAUGCAAAAGCUGCGGGGUUUUAAGCGAGACGCGUCGCAUAGCAGUACUGGUAUGACCUUGAGCAGCGUCAUCGAAGGCGUCGCAGGAAGGGCAUCAUGAAUUGUUUUCAAACAGGAAUUCUCGCUGUUUUAUUUGAUCACCUUUCUCUACCGAUCAAUUUGACCAACUCUUGCCCGAAAAACAUUCUUUCAUUCGUCUAAUAUUUUUUGAGAUGCGCGAGGGAACCUGCUGCUAACUUUGUCAGCAUUUGGCUCACGAUAUCUCGGCGACUAUUUGUCGGGAGAGAAAGCGCUGUGCCAGACCUUCUUACUCCAUUUGGUCUCGAGAAUAUUUUGAAAUUUCUAAGGAUCAUCAAGUUAACAAAAGUUACGACACCAUAUUGCAACAUCAUAUUUUUGGGACCGAAUGGAGCAAAAAAGUCCAAUACCACUUUUUUCUUACAAACAGUUACCGAAAUAUCUUCGUAAGCUAAAUAUUGAAAAAAUUGGCAGUUUUUCAUAAAUACCUCAGGAAAGAUCUCGAGAAAUUUUCAAAGAGAAUUAAGCAAUCUCGAAAAAAUUAAGCGAGUAAGAAAAUCUUUCCGAUAAAUAUCGCUACGCGAUGCGUCACUUAAAACCCUGCAACUUCUUGCAACUCAACAUUUCUUCCUAUCUCGCAUAUUUUCAUAGUUAUUCAGGUGGUCUAUUUUAGGCGCUUCAUCCUGCAUAUAUAUAUAUGUGAUUUAUCAUUUACAGACUCACGCAACUCGACUGCGCCCGCAAAGGGUCACGCGCAUAGAUGUUACAGUCCCAUUUAAUGUACACCUGUAAAUCCCUCCCAGCAAACAAUAUAUGAACAAUUAAAGGAUUGGUAAAGAA